This is a messenger RNA of Cyprinus carpio (common carp), 3544 nucleotides long. RefSeq lists its product as uncharacterized. The record is from RefSeq and is a predicted model, not a curated record. NCBI's taxonomy places the organism in Eukaryota, Metazoa, Chordata, Actinopteri, Cypriniformes, Cyprinidae. Gene Ontology annotation, biological process: immunoglobulin mediated immune response; production of molecular mediator involved in inflammatory response; cytokine-mediated signaling pathway. Gene Ontology annotation, molecular function: cytokine receptor activity; protein binding. Gene Ontology annotation, cellular component: external side of plasma membrane; membrane.
GGUCUCUGAUGAUGGGCUUUCGUGGAAUUCUUCUGUGUUCGAGGCGAGCAGGAGAUCAGGGUGAGCGCGGCGCUUGUGUUUUAGCGGGAGUCUUUGGAACUGCAGACCUGGUACGUGAGUUCCAGGAAACUUCGAUACGCCCUUUUUGGCGACUUCCAUGUUGUAAAUAGGGAAGCAUAUGGUAGAUUUAAUCUACCCGUGUUUGUUUGCGACUGAAGCCGUAUUUAACCGUGUUUAACCACUGCCUACUUGAGGGGUUAGGAAACUCGGUUUCUUUUAUUUUCACUUUGUAGAAGAGGCGACAGACUGACAGUCAGAAGGAUGUUUCCCAGAUUUCUUAAGUGUCAGAUCAUCAUCGCACUCAUUUGCCAUGCAUUUUGUUACGAGCCCACAGAGGAGGACUUGAAGUGUUUUAAUGACUAUGAGAAAGAAAUGAAAUGCAGUCUCUCCACUGACCGUCUCAAAAGCUGCUCUGGAUACAAGCUCAACAUCUCACGUAAUGUGUUCAAUAUGUUUCAAGAAAUGUAUGCAUGUAUCUUUGAGAGAAGUCAUAAUAGUGACAAAUGUGAGUGCAGAAUUAAUGUGAAAGGGUUUGUCAUAACAGAGAUCUUUACUACUACACUUCUGGAAGGAUCAAAUGUUUUAUUAAGCAAAACAUCCAAGACUGAAGACUUCAUCAAACCAAAAACUCCAGUCUUAUCAGUGCAGAAGACUGAAAAUGGAAACUUUUAUGUAACUUGGGAUGAUCAGUAUAAAUUGGGAGGAAGACAUUUUUUGGAAGACUUGAAAAUAAAUCUGGCCUAUGGCAUCAAAGGAGAACUUGAAAAGAUAUCCAAGACGGUGCCGAACACUGUGGGAUCCUUUGAAAUUGUGGGCAAAAAUCUCCAGCCAAAUACCAACUACGUUCUGACAGCAACAAUGAGCACAGGCUAUAAUGAUCAUAGUAUAUCUAGUGACCAGAGCACACCAGCUGAGUUCACCACAUCCUCAUCCCCAAAUGAAAUAGCCAAAAUAGUGAUUCCAGCUCUCUGUGUUGGUUUAAUCAUCAUCAUUUGUGUUAUCUUCAUCUGCAUUUUGAGAAUGAAGAUGAAUUGGUGGGACAAAAUCUCCAAGCCAAAAAUAGAUGCCAAUCUUGGAGAGGAGAAGGAUCAUAUUUUGCCUCCAUCUGUUCUGAAGUUCUCCUCGAUCCAUGUAGAGAUCCCAACACUGGACCUUCAUGAGGAUAAGAAAUUGAUCUCAGCAUUAUCAGUAGAUACAUACAAUGAGAAAAAUUCCUACAGUAAUGAGUCAGCACCAGUGGAUUAUGGCCAGGCUUGCACUGGUAGCCCUGAAGAGAACUUCAACACCAUUGACAUCGCAUCACAUGUCGAGCAUGCCUUGGAUGAGGUGUUUCAAUUACCUCCAAUCACAAACAACCCAUCACCGUUAUCCCCCUGCAAUCAGGUUACUACGAGCUGGUCAAUCAAGUGUGUUAAUGGUAUCAGAUGCUCAAGAGAAUGCAACCGUGCAAACCGAGAUUCGGGCAAUUGCUCUGGCUCAUCGAUGUUCAGCAAUAUGUCAUAUUUGGGAUCAGCCACUGAUGAUUCUUUAUUCCUGGAUCAGCUGAGCCCUGAUCGUUACUGUCAGUCCGGCAAGCGGGAAGUUUCAGACUCGGAUGCAAGAGAAAGCCAGUUUAACUCUCCCACUAAUACUCUGGAAGACGGCUAUCAGUGCUUCAGCAGUGUUUUGGAAAAAGGAAAUGAUGCAGAUGUUUGUGUGAGCCUUUCAGAUGAUGUUGGUGCUGAUGAGAAGUGCAUGAAGAAUCUCAUCACCAGCACAAAUCCACUCUAUCCUUCUCUUAUUCUGCAUGAUGGCAGCGUCACACCAAGUGAUGAAGGAUAUCAGGCUUUUCAAGGCUUAACAAAGAGCACAGAAGGACAGUGGAGCACGAGCGUCAGUACUGAACAAGCACUUAAUGCAUGUGGAGCUUUAAAAUUCCCCCAGAGCACCGGCCAAGAUCCCACAUCUGUGCUGCAAUGUUCUUGGGCCCCUUCUUUGCAUUUUUCACCCGGCAUUCAAAUAGACAGUACAUAUCAGUGUGUUUAACUGUGCUCUAAAAGCAAAUGAUAAGUGCAUGCCUGAAACAUUGAAUUCAUUUUUGCAUGUAAUGUCAGCAAUCACUAUGAAUUAUUCUUUUGAAAAUGGGGCCAGUAAUAAUAAGAACCAUGCAAACUUUGUCCAUUGUUUGUUCAGACUCAGAGCCAAUGCCUUGAAUUUAGUUUGUUUAGUUUCUACAGUAAGAUGUUGAAAAGUGCCUUAAAAGGAUGCACCACCCAUUGAAAUGAUCUCAUGCCAUCCCAAAUGACUUUGUUUCUUCUGUGAAACACAAACAAAGCUUUUCAGAGGAACAAUCCAUCUCAGUCAGUCCAUAUAAUGCAAGUUUAUCUUAGUAAAUGAUGAGAAAAUAUUCAGUUUCUGGUGGUUUCACUUUAAAGUCGUGGGGAAGUCGUGGCCUAAUGGUUAGAGAGUUUGACUCCUAAUCCUAAGGUUGUGGGUUCGAGUCUCGGGUCUGCAGUACCGCAACUCAGGUGCCCUUGAGCAAGGCACCGAACCCCCAACUGCUCCCCAGGCGCCGCAGCAUAAAUGGCUGCCCACUGCUCCGGGUGUGUGUUCACGGUGUGUGUGUGUUCACUGCUGUGUGUGUGCACUUUGGAUGGGUUAAAUUCUGAGUAUGGGUCUGAGUAUGGGUCACCAUACUUGGCUGUAUGUCACGUCACUUUCAUUAAAUGCCUGUAGGGAUCAUGUACAGUAACUAUUCUUGUUAUUCAUACUUCUUUACUACUCUAUGUUACACAAAAUGUCAAAUAUGAAACUUAGUCAAAUUUUCAAAUGCAAAUUUUAAAGGCAUGAUAACAAGACUAACAUGCCUAAAGAUAACAAUAACAAAUAAUGGCUAUGUUUAAAUUUGUAACUAUUGAUCUCUAUACAGUUGCAAUGAUAAUUUCUUAGAAAUUAUUACCAGCAAUAAGAAACUUUGGAGGAUUCACUCUUUCAACAAAAAGUGUUAUUUACAGCGACUUACUCUAAUACUCUAAUAGGAAGUCAUGUAUUAUUUUUCUUGGCAUUCACAUUUUUAUUCUAUUAUGUGGCAUUAUAAUGGCAUUAUUACAGGGUCUAUGGCUUCAUUACAGGGUCUGUACUUGCUGUCUCAGUCUGUAUAUUGAACUAUUUUUUAAUAGGAUGUUUCAACAAAAACAAAAAUAUGUUUGUAUAUAGGAUGCAUUUAGAUGUAGAUGACACUGUAAUAUUUUUUGUUUUGCUAUCAUCAACAGGACAAUGGCUUACUCUUCAGGUCAGUUCAUAGACAGUUAGUGUCGGCCUGUGUACAGUAACUGUGCUGUCAAACAGAUGAUUGGUAUGUGUGUAAAAAAACAACAACAUUUCAUUAUUUUUUGUAUGUAAUCUCUAGUUGUUCCACCACUAUGGUAUUCACUUCUCAAUUAAGAGCAAUGUAAAUACAGCCUUUGUUUCUACAUUUCUAAAAUAAAACAUCAAAAUGUUGAAA